This is a messenger RNA of Paramacrobiotus metropolitanus, 1014 nucleotides long. RefSeq lists its product as uncharacterized. The record is from RefSeq and is a predicted model, not a curated record. NCBI's taxonomy places the organism in Eukaryota, Metazoa, Tardigrada, Eutardigrada, Parachela, Macrobiotidae. Bases 251 to 739 code for a protein of 162 amino acids. The transcript is spliced from 2 exons.
UUUGAACACCAAUGAGUGUGGACGGUGCUGGGUUUCAUCAGGAGUAACUAUUUAACUGUUCAAUGCCACUGAAGUGGCAACGAACAUUUAUUUAUUGUACGGACUUUAUUCGAAUGCUGGUGUGAACUAAUUGCCGUGCUGGUCAUUUUUUUCUGGGGUUACAUGUGCAAAUAUUCAUCAGUUUCUAACUGGAACGAGAUACUGCAGUUGACCUUUAUGUAAUUGUGCGCUGUGCGUCUUUGGAACAGCCAUGCUUGCCGCGAGAAGUCUGUUCAAAAUCUUUGCUGUUGGUUUUAUUGUCGCCCUUGCAAUAAAAACCUGCAAUGGCCAAGAAUUGGUUUCGGAUGAUUUGGACGAUAUCUCGUUAAUUGGUCGCGAUCCCCGACUAAUCUACAAUCACGUCAACAUUCCUGUCAUCCGUCGUGCGGAUGUCUCGAUACGAUCGCCGCGUCCAGCUCCGCUGAUCGCCGGUCAGCGGAUAUUCAGCCGCCUGGCCGAUGGAUCACGCAGCUCACAUUCCAGCUUCUUGCCCGAAAGGUCAUCACCAUCCCAGGGUUUAUACUGGAUGCGCAAUCCGGCGCAGUUUGCCGCAUCAGCGGAGUCAUCCGGUGCGGCAGCGGACGACACCCGGCGGAUGUGGCGCGUACCGACAGCCGGCCGAUCGCGAUCGCAUCCGCCGCUGUGGGCAUUACUGUCCCCGCGGCGUGUCCGUGGAUUACAGUAUGAUUUCGAUUAUUAGUCCCAAAAAAACGGAAUCCAUGGAUUCCUGGAAUCUGAUUCUGCGAGUAUUCUCCGUGAUGAACUUUCACGAUAACCAUUUUAUUUUGAUCAAAUUUUAAUGAGUAUUGCAACUUGAACAUGACUGCGUGGUGAAUAUGAUAUGCACGAUAUUUUUGGAUUGAUACAGUAGUGUGCGUCCAUGCAACUUUAAUAAGUAUUAAGUUAAAUGCUGCUCCUUGCCGAGAAAAUUAGUGUUUAGAAUCUCUACUGUACCCAUUCGAUUAAAAUACGUAA